This is a messenger RNA of Astrephomene gubernaculifera, 1979 nucleotides long. Lineage: Eukaryota; Viridiplantae; Chlorophyta; Chlorophyceae; Chlamydomonadales; Astrephomenaceae. The record is from the annotation of a GenBank genome assembly.
CGGACCUACAACAGUGGCCCAGAACGGCGGUGUCAUCCAUGACGUCGGGGGCGGCGGUGUUGCGUCGGUCGUGGAGGCCGGCAUGCCCCGCCCGCAACCCCAGGAGCAGGAACAGCAGCAAGGGCGGCAGCAGCAGCGGCGUGCCAGGCUGAGCGCUGCUGACGCCGCGGCGCUACUUGACCCGGGACCCGCACCCGGCUUCCUGCCGGCAGCCAUGGCGGUGCUGUUCGGACAGGACUGGUCUUGGCCCGGCAGCGGCGGCGCCUCCUCACCUGCCGCGCCAUCGCACCGCAGAACGGGCUCCUCGGGCAGCUGCUUGGGCGCCGCGGGUUCGCAGCGGCCCUCAAGGGGCUGGGCGGCCAGUGCUGCUGCAACCCCACCGCUGCGCCCCGGUGGCCCCCCUGCCCCGGGGCCUCCGGGUCCCUUCAACAACAACAGCAGCAGCAACGCCUCCGCCGCCUCCGCCGCCGCCCUCAGUCGACGCGUGGCCAGCACGCCUGCUCUGACGGACCUCCUCUCCCACGCGCCUGCGGGCGGUGCUGGGGAUGGGCGGGGGCUGCUGCCCGCCGCUGCAGCUAGUACCGGUAGCAGCGCAGGUGCAGGCCGGCCAGACCUGGCGAAUGGUGGUGGCGGAGGGGCGGUGCGUGGCGGGGGCGGCAUGGGCCUGGCAGCCGCUGCAUCAGCCCCAGACCUGGCGGCAGUCAAGGGACUUGAGGGGCCUCCCGCUUCCGAGGCGGCAGGAUCCGCCGGUCUGCUCCACGACACCGGCAUCGCGGCUCAUCAGCCUGCCCCCCUGCAUUCCGCACCUCCUGCUGCUGCCUCCGCUGCUGCCGCCUGCGCCACCGGCCUCACCCUCAGCUCUGACACGUCUGCGGCACCACUGUGGCCUCACGGUGCCGCCUCACCGCCACCGUCGCCUAGCUCCUCCUUUGUCAUGCCCUGCGGUACGACACCCCUGGCGGCGGCGACGACGACAUGUACGACAGCCCUGGGGGUAGCGACAAGUGCGACACGUACGACAACAGCAGCGAUGCUUGCGUCGGAAGCGGGGCCUGAAGCGGCACCGGUGGGACCUUCCGCUGGCUUGUCAUCCCGUUCAAGCAGCUUGGCGUCCCUAGCCGCGCCAGCAACCGCAGAUCUGAGGGCCGUGUCGCCGUCUCCGCACUCUGCGCCACUGACAGCAGCGCCCGAGGAGUCGCCGGCCCCGCAAGACCCACGGCCGUUUUUGCCGCGGCCGCCCCUGCCUCCCUUGCCGCCCCCUUCCCCCCUGCCCGGCCUGUCUUCUUGGAUCCAUGACGCGCGACCCGAUGCGGGUAGCCGGCCCCACCCGCAAGCCUCGCCUGCGGACGCCGGUCGGCAGCCCCUCCUGCAACAGCAGCAGCAGGAGCAGCACCGCCACGGCCGCCCACAUCCGCUGCAACAGCAGCCGCAGUCACACCCACAAAAGCGUCCUCCUCCUCCUCCUCUUCAACAGCAGCCGGCAUCCGUACAACGGCUGUGCGAUGUGUUGGAGGUGCGCGCUAGCAUCAGGCGCCUCACACAGCUCCAGGAGCGGCUGCACGCCACCCGCGCCGCCGCACUAGGCUGGCGGCGGCGACUGUCAGAGGCGGCGGAGGCGCGGCAGCGACUGGACUGCCUGCGUGCGGGGGCGGAGCGGGCACGGUCGGAGCGGGACGAGUGGGCGGGCCGCGCGGCGCGAGGCGAGGCGGAGCUGCAGCGGCUGCGGGAGACGGCGGCGGCGCGGCGGCAUUCGCUGGGCACCCGAGCGCGCGCACUGCAGCAUGCAGCGGGUGUACUGCAGGCUGCCGAGCAGCGGCGACUACGCGCCGAGGCUGAGCUGGCUGGCCCCAGCGGUCGGGGGCAGCUGGCGGCGCUGACGGGUGCGCUGGUGGGGCGGCGGAACCGCAUGGUGGCGGAGCUGGGCAGGAUAUUCCAGGUGGGGGCGGGCGGGGGUGAAGAGGAAACAACUAACUGACCGG